AUGAGGUGGUCCUUUACCAGCAACGUAAACGACAACUUCCUGUGGAGAAAUGUAAGAUCCACCCCACUAAAGAUGUGGACAUGUUGUGUGAAGUAUGCCAAAUUCCAGUAUGUUCCAAAUGUGCCACACAAAGAAGCAUGGGGGCAUACAUUCACUGAUCUAGAAACAAUUUAUGCUGAUAAAUAUGCAGACUUUCAAGAGGAAAUUUUCAAAAUCCAGGAGUACUUUCUACCCACAUCACAAGACAUACAGAAAGAAAUUAAAAAAGAUUCCUCACAAAUUAAACACCUCAUGGACAACAUCAGAACAUGCAUGAAUACUGAAGAGACAACAAAACCAGUCAAACCAGGAUUUACUGCUGGUCAGUACAACAAAAGUGAUGUCUCCGAGUUCUUGGUAAAAUACAUCUCCCCAACACUAAGAUCUACGGGGAAUGUGAUACAGAAGAUAAAAACCAGUGGGUUUUCCCCGGUUACCACACAGUCACACAGGACGGGAUCUGAUCUUUACAGACAUAGACAAAAAAUCAUCAAUAGGAUAACAAAAGAUAAUAAAAUCACUGAAUUCAUGAAAACUGCAGACUUGGAACCAUACAGCAUACACUCCUCCCACAUCAACGGGGACUUAUUGGUGGGGAUGACUGAUUAUGGAGAGGGAAAAGUCACCAGGUACAACAAGACAGGAAAAGAACUGCAGAACAUACAGAGGGAUAACAAAGGACAGGGACUGUUUAUUUUACCGCACUACAUCACAGAAAACAUCAAUGGAGAUAUCUGUACAUCAGACUUCAUUAAAAAGGCAGUAGUGGUGGUGAAUAAAUCAGGACAACACAGGUUCUCCUAA
This is a messenger RNA of Saccostrea cuccullata (small rock oyster), 843 nucleotides long. RefSeq lists its product as uncharacterized. NCBI's taxonomy places the organism in Eukaryota, Metazoa, Mollusca, Bivalvia, Ostreida, Ostreidae. The coding region runs from base 1 to 843 and encodes 280 amino acids. The record is from RefSeq and is a predicted model, not a curated record. The transcript has 3 exons.